AAAGAGAGAGAGAGAGAGAGAGAGAGAGAGAGAGAGAUAGGACUUCCUCCCCGAUUCGCAAAGUGAAGUCACUUCCCAAAAUUAGCUGAAAAAAAGUUUCAUCCGGUUAACUGUCUCUUUUUCGCUCCGCUACAACAACAAACGUGCACAGGGGAGCGAGGGCAGGGCGCUCGCAGGGGGCACUCGCUGAGGGCCCAGGGCGCCAGGGAGGCCGCGCCGGGCUAAUACGAAGGGGCUGCGAGGUCAGGCUGUAACCGGGUCAAUGUGUGGAAUAUUGGGGGGCUCGGCUGCAGACUUGGCCAAAUGGACGGGACUAUUAAGGAGGCUCUGUCGGUGGUGAGUGACGACCAGUCCCUCUUCGACUCAGCGUACGGAGCAGCAGCCCAUCUCUCCAAGGCCGACAUGACCGCCUCGGGGAGUCCUGACUAUGGGCAGCCCCACAAAAUCAACCCCCUCCCGCCGCAGCAGGAGUGGAUCAACCAGCCAGUGAGGGUCAAUGUCAAGCGGGAGUAUGACCACAUGAAUGGUUCCAGGGAAUCACCAGUGGACUGCAGUGUGAGCAAAUGCAGCAAGCUGGUGGGUGGAAGUGAGGCCAACCCCAUGAACUACAACAACUACAUGGAUGAGAAGAACGGCCCCCCUCCUCCCAACAUGACCACCAACGAGAGAAGAGUCAUCGUUCCCGCAGACCCCACACUGUGGACGCAGGAGCAUGUGCGGCAGUGGCUGGAGUGGGCAAUAAAGGAAUAUGGCUUGAUGGAGAUCGACACGUCCUUUUUUCAGAACAUGGACGGCAAGGAGCUGUGCAAAAUGAACAAGGAGGACUUUCUCCGCGCCACCUCGCUCUACAACACAGAAGUGCUGUUGUCACACCUCAGUUACCUCAGGGAAAGUUCACUGCUGACCUACAAUACAAGCUCCCACACAGACCAGUCAUCACGGCUGAGUGUCAAAGAAGAUCCUUCUUACGACCCAGUGAGGAGAGGAGGAUGGGGCAAUAACAUGAAUUCUGGCAUCAACAAAAGUCCUCCCCUCGGAGGAGCACAGACCAUGAGCAAGAAUGCCGAGCAACGGCCCCAACCAGAUCCCUAUCAGAUCCUGGGUCCUACCAGCAGUCGUCUAGCCAACCCUGGAAGCGGGCAGAUUCAGCUCUGGCAGUUCCUCCUGGAGCUCCUCUCCGACAGUGCCAACGCCAGCUGUAUCACCUGGGAGGGGACCAACGGAGAGUUCAAAAUGACGGACCCCGAUGAGGUGGCCAGGCGCUGGGGGGAGCGCAAAAGCAAGCCCAACAUGAAUUACGACAAGCUGAGCCGGGCCCUCCGAUACUACUACGAUAAAAACAUUAUGACCAAAGUGCAUGGCAAAAGGUAUGCCUACAAAUUUGACUUCCAUGGCAUCGCCCAGGCCCUGCAGCCACACCCAACCGAGUCUUCCAUGUACAAGUACCCCUCUGAUAUCUCCUACAUGCCUUCCUACCAUGCCCACCAGCAAAAGGUGAACUUUGUCCCUCCUCACCCAACCUCCAUGCCUGUCACUUCUUCCAGCUUCUUUGGAGCUGCAUCACAAUACUGGACCUCCCCAACAGGGGGAAUCUACCCCAGUCCCAACGUGCCCCGCCAUCCUAACAGCCACGUGCCUUCACACUUAGGCAGCUACUAUUAGCAGCUUAGUCACUGGGAGUCGUCUGGCCGAAGCCCUAUCCCUCGCACUUCCUGGAUAAUUUGGACUUCGAAGGACAUACGUGACCUUGAAGAGAAAAUGAAACUGGAUAUGUUCUUUCUUAUUGGAUGGAACCUUUGUAUUUGCUCUUUAAAAGCAAUU
Ochotona princeps (American pika) is the source of this 1821-nucleotide messenger RNA. It is a transcript of the gene FLI1, whose product is annotated as Fli-1 proto-oncogene, ETS transcription factor. Gene Ontology annotation, molecular function: DNA-binding transcription factor activity, RNA polymerase II-specific; sequence-specific DNA binding. Gene Ontology annotation, biological process: cell differentiation; regulation of transcription by RNA polymerase II. Bases 304 to 1662 code for a protein of 452 amino acids. The record is from RefSeq and is a predicted model, not a curated record. NCBI's taxonomy places the organism in Eukaryota, Metazoa, Chordata, Mammalia, Lagomorpha, Ochotonidae. The transcript is spliced from 9 exons. Gene Ontology annotation, cellular component: nucleus.